Molecule: messenger RNA, 5124 nt
Organism: Hipposideros armiger (great roundleaf bat)
Lineage: Eukaryota; Metazoa; Chordata; Mammalia; Chiroptera; Hipposideridae
Gene: KANK1
Product: KN motif and ankyrin repeat domains 1
Exons: 12
Coding region: 310-4191 (1293 amino acids)
Biological process (GO): negative regulation of actin filament polymerization
Cellular component (GO): cytoplasm; cytoskeleton
Molecular function (GO): protein binding
Source: RefSeq, a predicted model, not a curated record
CUUGUCACUGUACUGGAUGGACUGCCAAACUAUUGAAUUGCUUCCAUCUUUUGACCACACUAGGAAAUUGUCCAUGGAGUUGAAAUAUUUAUUGCAGUAAUUUCCGGCCUUACAUAAUUGAGUCAAGGCGAAGAGUCUUUAAGAUUCAAUAAACCGGCUAUUCAGAAGAAUCACGAGUACCGCACAAGUGGGACACGUGGGCCAUGCCAUCAACCGCACGUUGAGAGUUGAAUGCGCUUGGGAACUUAAUGCAUAAAAUUUGCAUGACUCCUCACUCCUUUCUGGAUCUGUCAUUGGAUUCAAGCCAGCAUGGCUCAUACCACAAAGGUUAACGGCUGUGCCUCAGGAAACGCAGGCGCAGGCGAUGUUCUGAAUAGAGACCAUGACAAAGAACAGAAAGAUCCUUAUUUUGUGGAGACUCCCUAUGGCUAUCAACUAGACUUAGAUUUCCUCAAGUACGUGGAUGACAUACAGAAAGGAAACACCAUCAAGAAAUUGAACAUCCAAAAGAGGCGGAAGCCCUCCGUGCCAUGCCCAGAAAGCAGGGCCACCCCUGGCCAGCAAGGCUUGUGGACCUCCACGGAAUCUCUCUCAUCCUCCAACAGUGAUGACAACAAGCAGUGCCCCAGCUUCCUCCUAGCCAGAAGCCAAGUUACAUCAACUCCAAUCGCAAGGCCACCUGCCCCUCUGGAGAUCUCACCCACUUUCUUUACCAUCCCAGAAACGCGACAGCUGCCGCCACCCUCACCACAACUCCCAAAGCACAACCUUCAUGUCACCAAGACACUGAUGGAGACCCGGAGAAGACUGGAACAGGAGAGAGUCACCAUGCAGGUGACAUCAGGCGAGUUCCGAAGACCCAGGCUGGCCAGUUUUGGGGGCAUGGGCUCCACGAGCUCUCUCUCCUCCUUUAUGGGUUCAAACCACAAUUCUGCCAUGCACCAGCUUCAGAAUGGAUACCAAGGCAAUGGGGAUUACGGUGGUUACGCCCCAGCUGCUGCCACCACGUCUUCCAUGGGGAGCUCCAUCCACCACAGCCCCCUGAGCUCAGGGAUCUCCACCCCCGUGACAAACGUGAGCCCCAUGCACCUGCAGCACAUCCGCGAGCAGAUGGCGAUUGCCCUGAAACGCCUGAAGGAGCUUGAGGAACAGGUGCGGACCAUCCCUGUGCUCCAGGUAAAGAUCUCUGUCUUGCAAGAGGAGAAAAGGCAGCUGGCCUCACAGCUGAAAAACCAAAGGGCUGCCUCCCAGAAUGAUGUCUGUGGUGUGAGGAAGCGGUCCUACAGUGCUGGGAACGCGUCCCAGCUGGAACAGCGCUCCAGGGCCCGGAGUAGUGGCGGGGAGUUAUAUAUUGACUAUGAAGAGGAAGAGAUGGAGAGCGUAGAGCAGAGCACACAGAGGAUCAAGGAGUUCCGGCAGCUCACAGCAGACAUGCAGGCCCUGGAGCAGAAGAUCCAGGACAGCAGCUAUGAGGCCUCCUCAGAGUUCAGGGAGAAUGGCGAGUGUCGGCCUCCAGAGUGCCGGUCAGUGGCUGUGGGUGCUAAUGAGAACAUGAAUGACAUUGUUGUGUACCACCGGGGCUCCGGGUCCUAUAAGGAUGCCACUGUAGGGACAGUCAUUCAGACAAGGGAUUCUGGGGUCAGAGUGACAGAGGCAAUGCUCGGAGUGACUACUGAAGCGGACAAAGAAAUUGAACUGCAACAGCAGACCAUAGAAGCCUUAAAGGAAAAGAUCUACCGCCUGGAAGUCCAGCUGAAAGAAACCACCCAUGACCGAGAGAUGACUAAACUCAAGCAAGAGCUUCAGGCUGCUGGGUCAAGGAAAAAAGUUGACAAAGCCGUAAUGGCCCAGCCGCUUGUUUUCAGCAAGAUGGUGGAGGCAGUGGUGCAGACGAGAGACCAAAUGGUUGGCAGGCACGUGGACAUAGCCGACACAUGUGUUGGGACCUCUGUGCAAACAAGUAGUGUGGGCAUCUCCUGCCGGCCCAAUUGUGAGAAUAAAGUCGUGGGGCCCGAGCUGCCCAUGAAUUGGUGGGUUGUUAAGGAAAGGGUGGAAUUGCGCGACCAAUGCACUGGGAGGUCUGUGGAGACGUGCGACAAGAGCAUGGGUGUGGAAAUCAGCGUCUGUGAAACAGGCAGCAACACGGAAGAGUCUGUGAACGACCUGACACUCCUGAAGACCAACCUGAAUCUCAAAGAAGUACGAUCUAUCGGUUGUGGCGAUUGUUCUAUCGAUGUGAUUGUCUGCUCUCCAAAGGAAUGCACCUCCCGGAGCAUAAACACUGAGGCUGUGGGCCAGGCAGAAGCUGCUAUCAUGGCGGUGCCUCAUACCACAAGCCAGCACACCAACACAGUUUUGGAACAGGUGAACCAGUUCACCAACACCGAGACGGCCACCCUUAUAGACUCCUAUACCAAUACUUCCCUCCACACUUUGGACAAGCAGACCAGCACCUGGACUGUGGAGAUGCGGACGGUGGCUGUGGGAGAAGGCCGUGUCAAGGACAUCAAUUCCUCCGCCAAGGUGCGGUCCAUCGGAGUUGGAACGGUACUCUCUGGCAAUUCUGGGUUUGAGAGGCCAUCAGCUGUGAAGACCAAAGAGUCAGGAGUAGGGCAGAUAAAUAUUUGUGACAACUAUCUGGUUGGUCUCAAAAUGAGGACCAUAGCUUGUGGGCCUCCCCAGUUGACUGUGGGGCUGACGGGCAGCAGGAGGAGUGUAGGCGUUGGGGAUGAGCCUGUAGAAGAGUGUGUGGAGCGCCCCCAGACCCAGGCUCCCCCUAGAAUGAUGACCGGCUUGGAUCACUACAUUGAGCGCGUCCAGAAGCUGCUGACGGAACAGCAGACGCUGCUGGCUGAGAACUAUAGUGAACUGGCAGAAGCUUUUGGGGAACCUCACUCACAGAUUGGCUCUCUCAACUCUCAGCUCAUCAGUACCCUGUCAUCAAUCAAUUCUGUCAUGAAGUCUACAAGCACUGAAGAGCUGAGGAACCCCGACUUCCCGAAAACAAGUCUGGGUAAAGUUGCAGUAUGUACAAAUAAUGAAAGUACACUGAAGUCCAUCAUGAAGAAGAAGGAUGGCAACAAAGAUUCAAAUGGAACAAAAAAGAAUCUUCAGUUUGUUGGCAUUAAUGGAGGGUAUGAAACAACUUCAAGUGAUGAUUCCAGCUCAGAGGAAAGCUCUUCUUCCGAGUCAGAUGACGAGUGUGAUGUCAUUGAGUGCCCUCCUGAGGAAGAGGAGGAGGAAGAGGAGGAUGAAGACACUCGGGGAAUGGCGGAAGGGCACCAUGCAGUUAAUAUGGAAGGUUGCAAGUCUGCCAGGGUGGAAGAUGAAAUGCAGGUUCAAGAAUGUGAACCUGAGAAGGUGGAAAUCAGAGAGAGGUAUGAAUUAAGUGAAAAGAUGUUGUCUGCAUGCAACUUACUGAAAAAUAAUAUAAAUGACCCAAAAGCUUUGACCAGCAAGGAUAUGAGGUUCUGUCUGAACACCCUCCAGCACGAGUGGUUCCGCGUGUCCAGUCAGAAGUCAGCCAUCCCAGCCAUGGUGGGGGACUACAUAGCUGCCUUUCAGGCCAUCUCCCCAGAUGUCCUUCGUCACAUCAUCAACAUGGCCGAUGGCAAUGGCAACACGGCCCUCCAUUACAGCGUGUCGCACUCCAACUUCGAGAUUGUGAAGCUGCUCUUGGAUGCUGACGUGUGUAACGUGGACCACCAGAACAAGGCGGGGUAUACCCCCAUCAUGCUGGCCGCUCUCGCCGCUGUGGAAGCGGAGAAGGACAUGCGAGUGGUGGAAGAACUCUUUGCCUGCGGGGACGUGAAUGCCAAGGCCAGCCAGGCAGGACAGACGGCCCUCAUGCUGGCUGUCAGUCAUGGGCGGAUAGACAUGGUUAAGGGCCUGCUGGCCUGUGGGGCUGAUGUCAACAUCCAGGACGAUGAGGGCUCCACCGCCCUGAUGUGUGCCAGCGAGCAUGGGCAUGUGGAGAUCGUCAAGCUGCUGCUGGCCCAGCCGGGCUGCAACGGCCACCUGGAGGACAACGAUGGUAGCACUGCGCUCUCAAUCGCUCUGGAAGCAGGACAUAAGGACAUCGCUGUUCUUCUGUAUGCCCACGUCAACUUUGCAAAAGCCCAGUCUCCGGGCACCCCUAGGCUUGGAAGGAAGACAUCUCCUGGUCCCACUCACCGAGGUUCAUUUGAUUGAUUAUGUGCAAAUAGCCAUCCAUUUCCAUGCCACCAUUAAGCUGCUAAUUGUUCCUGUUGGGGUGACAGACACUGAAUGUAUAUGUGUUGUGCCUGAGCUCACCAGCAAACAGAACGUGUAAGCUGAGCCAGCAGGAGACGGCCGGUGGGCACCCACCGCCUCCCCUCUGGCCACCUUCGCUCUGUGUGGGGCACACUUGACCCCAGUCGCUGUUGCUGUUGAGUCUCUGCUCCGUUAUGUACAGUUGUAGGAAACUGUAACCUAACCUGUACGGGCAACUUCUAUUCCUCCUCUCCACCCCGCCACCACUGCUGAGAAGUAUCAGGUUCUCACUGGCGUGGUGUUUUAAAAUUUUCCACAAGUAUUUAUAUUUACUAAUGUGGAACCACUGGAAAGCUCUUUGAAAAUUCCAUUCCAGGAUGGUGUUGCCGAUUUUUUUUUUGUCUUUUAUUAUUUUCAAGUAAGCAAGUUGAGAUGACAUUGAUCAUCAGCAACUUAGACCUGGGCUGGUAGGUUUCUGGUUUCAAAAUAAAAGAUGGAACUCUAAAGAAGUAUCAAACUUACAAAAGGAAAUCUCUUCGGUUGGUUUUAUCUAGGUGGAUGUAUUAUGUGACUUUUUAUAUAAAUGGUAUCUAUAUAAAAUUGACACAGUAUUUUCAACUUUUAUAUUCCAUGGUCAUAAAAGACAUGAAGAACUACAUGUACUAGUACCAUAUAUUCAUUAAUAAUUGCACAACUCUAACAAUAAAGGUUGAAUUGUAUUAGAGGAGUUGGCUAUAUAUUUGCCUCUAGACAAACAUAGUGUAGUUCUCCACGUAUUUAUGGAUUCCUUUAUACCAUGUCACACUUACUUUGGUAUUACAUGUAUUUAAAUGUUUGAAGUGCCUUAGACUCUUGCCAUAUUUUCAAAAUAAACUUUCAUUAAGCUCUUUA